CCCUACUUGGUUUAAAGACUUUUCACUUCCAGCCCUCACUUCCGGCGAUAAAAAGGAGAAGAAGCAGUCUUUUUAGAGAAAGAAAUCAGAAGAAAAUCGUACUACUGGAAGCCAUGUGCCCCACAAAGCAAAACCAAAAUCACCGGAGUUUGAUCGGAGAACCGGCCGAAAGGUGUUCGGAACACGGAGAGUCCACGACGACGGCGGAUUGGAUUUCCGAGACGAUCGACGGCGGAUCCUUACGCCUUGUCGACCUUCAAACCGGGAUAAAUGGUUGGGCCUCGCCGCCUGGCGAUCUCUUUAUGCUUCGUUCUAAGAACUACUUGACGAAAGGGAAAAAAUCUCCCGCCGGUGAUUACUUACUUUCUCCCGUCGGUGUUGAUUGGCUGAAAACUAGUACCAAGCUUGACAACGUCCUUGCUCGUCCUGACAAUCGAGUUGCGCAAGCGUUGAGGAGAGCGCAAGCCCUAGGUAAAUCGAUGAAGAGCUUCAUUAUUGCGGUUAACAUACAAGUCCCUGGGAAGGAUCAGUAUAGUGCCGUGUUUUAUUUUGCUACCGAAGAUCCGAUUCCAUCUGGCUCGCUUCUUCACCGAUUCAUCAAUGGCGAUGAUUCUUUCAGAAAUCAACGGUUGAAAUUGGUGAAUCGGAUCGUGAAAGGUCCAUGGAUCGUUAAGAAAGCGGUAGGAAAUUACAGUGCGUGUUUGUUAGGGAAGGCAUUGACGUGCAAUUACCACCGAGGACCUAACUAUUUGGAGAUUGACGUAGAUAUGGGAAGCUCAAAGUUAGCCAGUGCGAUUUUGCAUCUCGCGCUUGGUUAUGUCACCAAUGUUACAGUAGAUAUGGGAUUUCUGGUGGAGGGACAGACGGAGGAGGAGUUGCCGGAAAGACUGUUCGGCGCCGUUCGGAUUUGCCAGAUGGAGAUGUCGUCGGCGACGGUCGUAGACGCGCCGACAUUGGCGCGUGGAGUAUCAUGUGCAAAAGUGAAUCACCACAAACACGGCGGCGACGACGACGACGAUGACGAUAACUGAUUCGAGAUUCAAUUAGCGGUAAAAUCUCCGAGUCUGUCUCAGUUUAUAAGUAAAUUUUCUUUCAGCCUUAAAAUGAUAGAUUCGUAGUUGGAAAAUAUAGAAGGUAUUAGUCGGAUUCAUGAUUGUAGAUAAUGAUCGGAAAUUCUCGAGAUUAUUUCCUAAUUGAAAUUCCCCUGAAAUUGAAUCGGAAUUAUAUUUUGCUUUCGAUAUCACGCGCCACAGGUUUUUGUUCUACAAUAGAGUCUGUUUGAUUAUAAUUCUCUUAGAUGAGCGGUGGAAUAACUUCCAUUAGUCUGUUUGCCACACCUUUGUAUGAAUACAAUUGACAGUUUCAUUAAGAAAAUGAAUGCCAUCAAUGGUGGUGGGGACGGCGACGGAGACAGAAACGGCGGCGAUUUCCCGUCGGUUGGCUGUUUCUGGAAUAGAGUUGUUGAACUGUAUUGGAACGUUGAGCAUGUUUUGGGCCUACCAACGAUAUGGCCCAUUAUAAUCUUACCAUUCAAUAAAGAAUUUCAACACUUUCUUCCUGGGAAAA
Benincasa hispida (wax gourd) is the source of this 1566-nucleotide messenger RNA. The record is from RefSeq and is a predicted model, not a curated record. NCBI's taxonomy places the organism in Eukaryota, Viridiplantae, Streptophyta, Magnoliopsida, Cucurbitales, Cucurbitaceae.